AUGGGUGUCAGGAUCCUGAUCCCAGUGGAGGAGAAAAGGGGCUGGUACUUCACCAUGACAACGCUCUUCAUCAGGUUAGAUGGCAUCUUCCUGGAGCUGGGCAGUGAGGAGCAGAAGAGGCUGCCAGCCUUCAACCGCACGUUGGCCCUGCUCCGCCAAGUCCUCAAGUCCUCAGAACCCCACCACCGAGCUCUGGCCUGGUGCUACCUCGGGAUGCUGCUAGAGAGGAAGGACACCUUCUCCACCACCCCCAUGGGCAUCCACGAUUGCGGCUUCUCAGGGACCGACCCCCUGGACUGCUUUGGCAAGGCCAUCGAGCUUGCCAAGGACCAACCCCCUAUCCUGAAUCGCCUGGCCAAAAUCUUCCACUUCCUCGGAAAGCAAGACAUGGCCAUUGGCACCUGCAACAUGGCCCUGGACGUCCUACGAGAUCCAGAGCUCAACUGGCAGGCAUACUGCACAAGGGCCAAGAUCCACAUCAGAGCCUAUCUGCACGACUUGGAGCGAGGCAAGAUGGGGCUUGGGGGCAUACCUGAUAGGAACCAUCUGGCCUGCGCCAAGGCCGACCUCGAGGAAGUGGUCAAGGUGUGCCCAGGCUUCAGGACCUACCUGGACAUCGGGCAGGUCUACUACUACAUGGGCGUGGACGCCGUGCAGGAGCUGCUGGCGGUGGACGAGGCGGCGCUGAACCAGGCGCUGGUCUUCCUGGCCAAGGCCGGCGAGUCGGAGCUGGGCGCCACGCUGCCGGAGCUGCAGCUGCUGCGCGGCAAGUGCCUGCGCAUCAAGGGAGAAGAGGCCAACGCGGCGGCCUGCUUCAAGCGCGCCGUGGAGCUGGACGACGCGGGCUCCAGCCACACCGAAGGCUUCGGCUGCCUGCUCGAGGCGCUGCUGGCGCAGUGGAGCCAGGCGCAGCUCAGCGACGCCGAGCUGGGCCACGAGGUGGACGCGUGGCUGCGCCGUGCCCAGGACAAGUACCCGGCGGCGCGCCUGCGCCAGGAGCUCCUCGAGACCAUGGAGCGCAAGGGCGAAAGCACAGGCCCGCUGCGGGGCCGCCGAGCCUACUCCUUCUGAGGCCCCGUCCCGUCGGGGCGCCGCCCACAAAUGAUUGGACCUGGUCUGGGUGCUGGAAACCGGCUCUCGCUGCCAUAGGCUGGCGGGUAGGCGGAGCCAAUCAGAUUCUCUUUCGAGAAUUGGAACCGGGAAGUUGAGACAUUGGGGCGGUUUGAUGUCAUCACAGAGGAGAAAGGGCCUGAUUCAGGAGAGCAAGGGAGGCUGGAGGCAGACGCGAGGGGCCACUGGGAAACUGCCAAAUCGAAGGACUAAAUUAUGCAAAUACGCAGAAGAAACAAGAUGGCUGAGAGUCUCCUAAAAGAUACAGAAGAUAAUUGGCUCCAUUUUGGCGACUUUCUAGUCCUCGAGUGCCCGUCUUUGGAUUCCCGUGAGUCACUCUCCAUCCUUACCAUAAGACUCCCUUUACUUAAGUUGAGUGGAGUAGGUGUCAGGUCCUGCAGCCGAAGAAGCUGUGGCUAGAGCAGAGGGCACAGCCAUCAGUGAGCAGGUAAGGGCGGGGCGGUGGUCUACACCUGGCUGCUCAGGGCCCUUUCCUGACUCUCUAGCAGUCUUCCAGCAGGCCUCAUCCUCGGUCAGCUUAGACUGAAAGGCCCCCAAACUCCCUGAAAUAAAGCCUAUCAAUAGAAACUUUGCUUGACUUCCCUGUUCUCGGCAGAACCUAGAGGCCCCACCCAUCAGGAAGUGUCACCUGCAGCCAGUCUCAAACCUACAAGAGAGUGAAGAAAAUCUUGGCAUUUUACACCCUUGGAAUCGUAGUUGUAGAAUUUUAGAUGUGGGAUUUUAUUGUCAAAGACUUAGGCUCUGAUUGUCAGCAAAUCUUAGAAUGGCCAAGCUGGAUUCUUGUGGCCCUACUCACAAGAGUGAAUUUAACCUGAAACUCCAGAUUAAGUUCUUUCCAGACUGCAGGAAUGCUGGUUGUACAUAACUGCAAUGGCAAGACUCCUUGCUGCAGUAAUGGUUUGUGGUUUAUUUUGUACUCUCCUCCCCCGACCUUUUUUUUUAAUAGUUAUACCCACUGCUUUGCUCAUUUUCCUGAUGCUCAGACUGUACUAGGGAUAGGCCAGCUUCCCUACAUCGCUUCUCAUGUCCCAAGUGACAGAUGGAGAACAGACUGAGAAGUGCAGUCCUUGGAGAUCACGCACUCCAAUCCCUCACUGUGCACAUGGAGAGGCUGAGAGCGGUGGAAUGAAAGUGGCUUGCUCAGAGUCACACUUCCUAGCCUCCCUCCCCCUGUCCCUCCAAUUUUCAGCACUUUUCAGGUUUGGAAAAAUGCUAAUAAACUGGAAACACUAAAGCA
Messenger RNA from Vicugna pacos (alpaca), 2368 nucleotides. The record is from RefSeq and is a predicted model, not a curated record. NCBI's taxonomy places the organism in Eukaryota, Metazoa, Chordata, Mammalia, Artiodactyla, Camelidae.